This is a messenger RNA of Colletotrichum tamarilloi, 1101 nucleotides long. RefSeq lists its product as uncharacterized. Gene Ontology annotation, cellular component: catalytic step 2 spliceosome. The record is from RefSeq and is a predicted model, not a curated record. NCBI's taxonomy places the organism in Eukaryota, Fungi, Ascomycota, Sordariomycetes, Glomerellales, Glomerellaceae. The transcript has 4 exons. The coding region runs from base 1 to 1101 and encodes 366 amino acids.
AUGAUGGUCAAUCUCUCGGGUUGGAGCUGUCAAGCUCCGGGAUACCUCCCAUGGGACCGAGGCGCAUUCAGUUCUCUUCGUGCACACCGCAUUCCUUCGCGUUCUGUCUUCUUUGAGAUUGUUGCCGAGCAGACUGCGACUGCGACGGUGGGAAGCGACAUCAUCAUGGCCACUGUUACAGAGUACAACAAAACCGGCUCCCUUCGGACCGAGCAAGAGAAGCUUACAGAUUCCAGGGCACCUGCUGAUACCAUCAACCCCGAAUCCGCGAGCUCUGACAUGGAGGUUACACAAAAACGGAAAGCGUCUAUAGACUCCCUUGAUGGAGCGGAAGAAUCAUCAAAAAGGGCAAAAUUCGAUGAUGGCGAUCACGGCGACCCACCUGCACAGGAUUCGACACGGGACUCGAGGCCGCGCGACGAAGAUUCCCGAGCCAGUACCGCUCGACGGGCGCCUUUAUCAAGGGAUGAAGAGAAGAAGCGGGGUAAGCGGCUGUUUGGAGGUCUUCUGAGCACCCUCAGCCAGACCAACUCCAGCUCGCAGCACAAGAAGAGGAGGGAGAUUGAGCAGCGACAGCAGGAGAAGGCGCAGAAGCAGAGGGCAGAAGACGAAAAGAGACGGACAGAGAAGCUCGCGCGGAUCACCGAGGCGCGGUGGAAGGAGCAAAUCUUGUUUGACGAGAAAGUCAUGAAAACCCGACAUGUCAACAUGCUUGCAAAGGCACAAUCCCUCCGGACGAGAGCAGGACCGUCAAUUUACUAUCGACCGUGGAAGCUUACCAAAGAACAAGAAGACGAGGUUGACGACCAGGUGCAAGACGCUAAGAAUACCAUCGCGAGAGAACUCGAAGCGUUCAAAGAUCGGAAAGAAGAACACGAGAGACGCCACGGCCGUGCCAGGCCGCCGGCCACGGCCCAGGAGGAGCCUGUGCCCAUGGUCACAGAAGAUCAACCAGCAGAGGCUCCGCCAGAGGUUUCUGCUGAUGCUCCCGCAGCUACCGACCACACAGCUGCGUCUUCCGACAGAGACAGACAUGAGCGGGACACACAUGACGAACCUGGUGAUGUCGUUGAAAACGACGAGGAUAUGGUUAUCUACUAA